AUGGAACAGAGGGAUUUUAGGGGAUCUGGCCCCGGGGUGGGCGUGGGAUCCACGGGAGCGGAUCCCCGAGGAUCUGUGGGAGUUCACCCGGAGUAUUUGGGCAACAAACUCGGCUUGUUGGGACUUGGAGAGAGCCUCUGGAAGCGGGAGGAGGCGGGAACACCCCGCCGGGGCCUGGGGAGGAGGGUGACGUGGCCCAGGGCGUGGCCCAGGGCGUGGCCCGGGCGGGAUCCCAGGGGAGGGAUCCAUCCGUGGAGCUGCCUCCGGAGAGCCCGCGGGACACGGAGCAGCUCCGGGAUUCGGGAUCCUUCCCGAGGAUCCGUCCGGGAGAAGGACGUCGAGGUUUUUUGGGUGAACCCCCUGGGUGUGGAGCACCUCUGGGAUCGUGGCACACCUCCCGGGAUUGACAGCGUGAGGGUGCUGCGGCUGACGCUGCCCCAGGAGCUGCCGGGCGAGCGGCGCGAGCAGGCCAAGCAGAAGCCAGUGGGCAAAGCCUUCGCCAUGGUGGCCAACAGGUCCAGCAACGGGCACUCCCUGGCCUCGGAGUGCGUCAAGUCCAACGAGGGGGACGAGGAGAUCAUCAAGGUGGUGCUGGAGCAGCACAACGGGAGCUGGAAGGGCCCCGAGAGGCUCCGGGGGGACUCCUGGGAGGAGCAGGAGGAGAACUGCUCCAGCCAGGACGUGGGGACGCUGCAGGAGACGGCCAGGAGGCUCCUCAGGAGGCUGCAGGAGGCCGAGAAGCGCCAUCAGUUGGAGAGGAAAGCCUUCGAGAGGAAGGUGGCCCAGUACCAGGAGGAAGCGGAGCGGGCGAGCUCUGCCCUCCGGAGAGCGGAGAGGGACGUGGAGCAGAAGGAGGGGCAGGUGGACGAGCUCCAGAGGCUCCUGGCCGGGAUGGAAAAGAACCUGGAGAUGCACGACCGGAUCGAGCACCUGAUCGAGAAGCAGGUCAGCCGGGGCGGGCACAGCGCCAGGGCCCGCUCCAAGUCGGAAUACGUCAGCAGCAAGAGGCUGACAGGCCCCAAACCGCUGCCUCUGAUCCGGGUGGUGGAGACCUGAUUCCCCAGGGCCGGGCCGAGCUUGGACUCUUCCCCUUGGCACGGCUGGCUCCGGAUUUCCCCGCUUGGCUCUCGUGCUCCGGCCUCGG
This is a messenger RNA of Manacus vitellinus (golden-collared manakin), 1144 nucleotides long. It is a transcript of the gene TUFT1, whose product is annotated as tuftelin 1. Gene Ontology annotation, biological process: intracellular signal transduction. Gene Ontology annotation, cellular component: intracellular anatomical structure; I band. The transcript has 8 exons. The record is from RefSeq and is a predicted model, not a curated record. Lineage: Eukaryota; Metazoa; Chordata; Aves; Passeriformes; Pipridae. Bases 1 to 1056 code for a protein of 351 amino acids.